AUGGAUUGCUUGGGACCAUCCGAAUUUUUGAGUAUUUUAAACGUGAAGAAUGAAAGAGAUUCCUGCCUGGAGCGCGACAAGAAUAUUGGAACGUUGUGGUCUAGUAUGUGCAUGAAGGUUCCUUGCAUGGUGCAUCGCAAUGAUGCGGAUCGAUGGUGCAUGCUGAAGCAGUGGAGGCCAUUACACCAGACCGUGCCAGUCUGCUCCAAGGUUGAUCUCCAGGUCACUGCCAUAUCGGCUGUCGACAGCAAUGGCCUGAACCGUAGGAAGAAGGUGUGUCGCUGCUGUUCUGAAGGCACCAUCUUUGCUUUAUUUGCAGAGCUGUACUUGAAUGACUCUGUACCCUACCUAGACCGAACCCCCACACCACUGGAAUUCCAGCGAAACUGGUUGUGUCCCAACAAGCCAUUCAUCUUGAGAAAUGCCAUCAACCACUGGCCAGCAAUCUCCAAAUGGACAGUUUCCUACUUUCGAAAGGUGAUUGGCAAGCGCAGGAUGAGUGUGGCGGUGACCCCCAAUGGGUGUGCUGAUGCUGUGUACGAGGGUCGGUUCGUGAUGCCUGAGGAACGGCAAAUGCCAUUUGAGGACUUCCUAGACAUCAUCGAGAAGAAGCGGGCUGCGAGUGGUGUGUUCUAUGUGCAGAAGCAGUGCUCAAACCUGACAGAGGAAUUCCCUCAGCUCUUGCAGGACGUAGAUCCCCACAUCGCGUGGAUGAGUGAGGCGUUAGGGAAGAUGCCUGAUGCUGUGAAUUUCUGGCUGGGGGAGUCAGCUGCAGUAACUUCCUUGCAUAAAGAUCACUAUGAGAACCUGUACUGCGUGGUUUCUGGAGAGAAGCAUUUUAUCCUCCUCCCUCCCACUGACAGGCCCUUUAUCCCAUAUGGAUUCUUCCAGCCUGCAACAUAUAAGGUGAAUGAAGAUGGUUCCUUUGAUGUGAUAGAUGUACAGAAUGCAGAGAAGGUACCCUGGAUUCCUCUUGACCCCCUGAACCCUGAUCUCACUCGUUAUCCUGAAUAUUCUCAUGCAAGGCCUCUCCAUUGCACAGUCAGAGCAGUGAAUUUCUGGUAUGAUAUGGAGUAUGACAUCAAGUACAAUUACUUCCAGUUCCUCGACUCUCUGAUUAAAACAAUGAAUACAGUCUGAUUUAUCUGGUCAAAUCUUCCAGGAUGUCAGGAAGAGACAAAUCUGAAUCCAGAUUUUCUGAACGCCUCCGUAUACAUUGAACAAAGACGAUGUAAACUGUGUCAGAAAUACUGUUCAUGGAUAAACUGCGCUUUUUGCCACAUAUCUGAUUAAUCACUGUGUGGCCACAGUAAAUAAUACACAUUAGUUUUGGUGAGACAGUGCCAUUUACCAAGGGGAAAUCAUUGCCAUACGUGUGGAAUUCACUUCUAAUCACUUCAUAACUAAUAACGUGCUAGUAAAUCAGAAUCAAUGUUUCUAGACCAGACAAAAGCAGAAAUUGCUGGAAAAUCUCAUCAGGUCUGGCAGCAUCUAUGGAAAGAAAUCAAGUUAAUUUGGCGCAUCCAGAACCUCUUCUAGACCAGACCUUGCGUUUAUGUGUUUCCAAAGCUGGAAUGAAUAAAUCUGGUGGCAUAGAAUGAGCUCAAAUCUGCAGCUCCCCAAAUGGAGAUCGUAGUGUGGCUUUGAAGAUUGUGCAUUUGGUCAUUUCAAGGCAUUUUAUGUCAUUCUGGACAACUUAACCUUGUUUAUCAGGAGGUAGCCUAAUGAAGCGGUUAUUCGGCAUAUUCCUCCAAUAUUGGCUGCACAGAAACCGCAAAGUGCCCACUAUUAACCAUAAUCCCUAACAGCAACUCACCGACCAUCCUUCAACAGCACCUUCCAAACCUGUCUCUGCCAGCUCAAUAAUUUUUGGGACUACCACCAUCGUCAGAAUUUUCCUUCGCGCCAUGCACCGUCCUGCCUUAGACAUGGAUCACUGUUCCUUCACUGUUACUGGGUCAAAAUCUUGGAACUCCUUUCCUCACAGUCUUGUGUACCUGCAUCAAGUGCCUUCCAGUGAUUGAAGAAAAUGGCUCAUCACUGCCUUCUGGAAGGUAAAUAGGUGUGGGCGACAAGUGCUGGUCUUGCCAGUGAGGUUCAGAACCCAUAAAAGAAUAAAAGCAAAGUCAUGGUUUUAAUAAAACGGUUGGACUGGUUAAGUGAUAAUUAUUGGCAUCCUACCUGGAGCACCCUGCAUGACCAUUGUGGCUACAUCUGCCUUCCAUGUGCAGCUUUCAACACAAGGUGCCAGUAACCAGAAAGUCAGGAACACAAGGUCCAAGCUGUGUCGUAAACAGUGGUUGUGUGCACAGACAAAAGGUUUUACUCUACCUCAUUAAUUGUAACAAACAGGGUAUAAAGAAUGGAGAACACUGAUACAUCGCUCCACAGUGAGGCUGAUAACCACAAUAUAAAGUAAUAAUUUGGAAUAACCUUGAUGUUCCUGUUUCCCAAUAUAUAUCACAUCUAAUAAAAUAUGGAUUUGUUUUCUAUUAUUUAUGGUGUGCGUUCCAAGCUACUUUGGUCGCUGUUAAUGGCACUUUAUACACACCAGACACCACUUUGUAAAUGACAGCUUGUCAGCAGCUCACUAAAUUGUGUCAUGUUUCUCAGCACUGCACUGCAGGUAGUGUUAAUGGAUUCUGGCCUCUACACCACAUGGUGCCAUUGCUAGAAAGCAGCCACUAAAGCAGCUGUAAUGGAAGAGGAAAUUUCAGGAGGAUUUUUAAAUUUUCAAUCCUGAAACAUUAAGCAGUGAUUAAGUCUCCAACUUGUAGUUUAUACACAUGCUGUGCUGCACAUGAACUGACACUGAGCUCUUUGUGUUAAGAUGUCAUAAGUCCUACAAGAUCACCAAAUGCUGAAGCCAUUCUCUGCCUGGAUGGCAGCUACCAACCCAAUAAAAAAAACCCUUCCCAAUACUAUUUGUCUCCCCCAGUAGCAGAUAGGGAGUCAGGGUUGGAGAAUCACGGAUAUAUUGUGGGAGUUUUUAGGGAGAUUACAGAUAUGGAGGCGUAAGGCUACGUCCGAACAAUAUGAAUAACAACUUUAACCGGGAACCGUGGUAGGUUGUGGUGAAAGGAAUUUGCAGCAAAUCGGGACAAAGGCAGCAGGGGUUUUAUUGACCUCACAUUUACACGGGGUAGAACGUGGGAGGAUGGGCACAAGUGCCUCGGAACAGUAGCGUAAGGCAUACAGGUAACAAAAGCAAAAAAAUGAGGGUAUCAGCAGCAAAUGAACUGAAGCAGGAUUGAAGCCAGUAAUGGCACGGAGGUGGAACCAUACACAGUGUAGCACUAGGGCGCAGAUACGUUAGUCGGAGGUUUAUUAUUGUUCUGAUACCAAUGUUCAGCCAGAAAGAGUUACUAAGGAGGCAGCUGGUGACCAUGGUUAUAGAAUAGACUGUUGCAGGGAGAAUCAAGAUAAUGUCUUUCGCCUCCCCAAUAUUUACAUGUAUGAAUUUCUUGGUCAUCCAGUAUUGGUAGUCAGGCUAGAGAUGGUGGAAGAGUCAAUAGAAUUGAUGAUGAUCUAAAGCAGGGAAUCAUCAUUAUACUUGUGAGAAUUGUUGCUGUCUUUAAGAGGAUGUUGCCCUAGAGCAGCGUUUUGAUACAUAAAAGGGAAGAAAGCAA
Stegostoma tigrinum is the source of this 3629-nucleotide messenger RNA. It is a transcript of the gene jmjd7, whose product is annotated as jumonji domain containing 7. The transcript is spliced from 9 exons. The record is from RefSeq and is a predicted model, not a curated record. Gene Ontology annotation, molecular function: 2-oxoglutarate-dependent dioxygenase activity. NCBI's taxonomy places the organism in Eukaryota, Metazoa, Chordata, Chondrichthyes, Orectolobiformes, Stegostomatidae. The coding region runs from base 1 to 1140 and encodes 379 amino acids.